Messenger RNA from Schistocerca cancellata (South American locust), 7262 nucleotides. RefSeq names its product centrosomin-like. The record is from RefSeq and is a predicted model, not a curated record. Bases 604 to 6738 code for a protein of 2044 amino acids. Gene Ontology annotation, cellular component: microtubule organizing center; perinuclear region of cytoplasm; pericentriolar material. Gene Ontology annotation, biological process: microtubule bundle formation; regulation of mitotic cell cycle spindle assembly checkpoint; chromosome segregation. Lineage: Eukaryota; Metazoa; Arthropoda; Insecta; Orthoptera; Acrididae. The transcript is spliced from 18 exons. Gene Ontology annotation, molecular function: transcription cis-regulatory region binding; gamma-tubulin binding; calmodulin binding.
GCGCGAGGUCGUGUUCCGUGGAUGCGGCGACGCCAGCCGCCGCGAUGACCGCCGACGACGUUCGCCCGCCACCGCAAGAUGCUCAAGCGGAGGAAAAAGCACUGGCGUGAGCUCGUUGUCGAUCCGUGACAUGCGAGGGCCCCUCCGGUUCUGGACCGCCCCGUUCUUCCCUUUCCGCGUCGCGUAAUUUUUUUUCCGGUUUCUCCGCUAGUACACACGAGCUAUUCGUUCCGUCUAUUGCCGAGUGCGUCGAGCUUAAGAAAAAAUAAGAAAGAAUUUAUAAAACGCUCGUGCAAACUUUUUCAAAAUUGCCGUCAGAUUCCGUGUUCCGAAAACUCAAUCGGGUAAUUAAUUUUUCGUAUUCGGAGCGAAAUUGUGCCGUGAAGAAAGCAGUGGUGAUUCCGUGUGUGGACCUGCAGUACAAGAAGAAAAGUAUUAAGGAAAAGGAACUUCCGCCGUCGUUCGUCGUCCGUUGUAAUCCGACCGUAGUGUUUCGAAAGUGGUGUAAAUUUUUGUAAAUUUGAUAGCUUCGCAUCCGUUUAGUUGGGUGGCCGCGCUUCGCCGUAGAGAACUGUGACUAGUCGCGCAGUGUUGUAAAUAACGAUGUCCGUCUUCAGGUUCGGUACGAUCCGCAGCCCGCCGAGGCGUCCGACCGUGCAGAGCUCUGAACAGAGCCCCUUCUGCACGAGCCCCAGCCAACUCCAAGAGGUCACCCUCGACCCAAAUAUGAACGCGGCAAUGGCAUUUGCCAUACGAUCUCCAGGAAGAACAUCUCCAAACCGUGGCCGCACGAUGAAGGAGUACGAGGAACAACUUGGUCAUCUUCAGAAGGAAAACUUCAAUCUGAAGCUCCGAAUAUAUUUUCUGGAGGAGCGAAUGGACCAUAUGAGUGGAUCAGAUGACAAAGAACAAAUUGUUAAAGAAAAUAUAGAAUUAAAAGUGAAAUCGGAGACCUUGAGGAAGGAAUUAGCAGAUAAGCAGGAGUUGGUGUGCCAGGCAGCAAAAGCAGUGCAACUUAUGGAGGAACAACAUCAAAUGAAGAUCAAGCAAUUGCAGCAAGACUUUGAAGAACAGAAGAAAUCUUUCGAAAGGCAUAUUCUGGAGUUAGAGGAUCAACUGCAGAAAUUAAUGGAGCAACAUCAGGAACAGAAAUUUGUUAAAAUGGGUGACUCAUUGGCAUAUGGACCACCAGCAAGUAAACAAGCUGCUGAAGAAAUACAGGAGCAGAAGAAAUGCAUUGAUAAUCUGUUGGGUCAGAAACAUCAACUUGAAUGCAGCCUGGAGGAUGAAAGAGAACGUGCUAAUCAUUUGGAAGUGGCACUUCAAGAAGCACAUAGGGAAACUAAUCAUACAAGUAAACUGUAUGACAAUCUGAAACUGGAAAUCGAGGAACGUGACUGUAAACUUAAAGAGUUAAUAGAAGAGCUAGAGCAUAAGGAUAGGGGUAUAGCUGAGCUCAAACAGAAAGUUCGGUCACUUGAAGAGAUGCUAGGUUCCAGGAAUGAGGAUAUGAAAGUACAUGUAAGGGAGCGUACUGAACGUGAUGGUAUCAUUGAACAGAAAACAAAUCAGUUAAAAGAGCAGCAGAAAGUUUUGCAGGAUAUGGAGUCUAAUUUAAAUGAGAAGCAGAUUCAAAUUGAUUCAUUACGCUCUUUAGUUAUGACAAGAGAUUCGGCUAUAAUGUCUUUGGAAGCUAAAUAUACUUCAGCCAAAGCAAGUGCAAGAAGUAUGGAACUGAAGCUUGAUGCAUCGGAGAGAGAGAUUCAAAGGCUAAAAGAUGAGGUUAAUAUGAUGAAGGCUCAGAUGAAAUCUGGGAAACAGAGAAGCAGGGACAAUGCUGGUGGAGAUAAUGCAGCACCUACUUCAUCUAAAAACAAAUGGUGUUAUUGUGUUGACAACAGGUCUUCGCAAAAAAAGGGAGGAGGUCUUGAAGAAAAUGAGUUUGUAAAAAUGCACAUGAGUGAACUGCAAGCAAUGAAAAACAGACUUGCAACAGCUGAAGAAACAGAAAAGAAACUGAGUGGCAAAUUGGAAUAUUCUGAGAGCAAACUUAAGGAUGAGAAACAGCAUGUAGCAGAACUUGAAAGUCAUGUAAAUGAUAUUACUCAGAAACUGAAAGACAUUCAGGUGAAGCACCAUCAGGCAGAGGAAAAGAUUUGUAAAAUGGAGAAUUCAUAUAGAACUGCAUGCCACACACUUCAAGAAUCCAUACGAAAAUCUAAAGAACUUAAAAAAGAAAAUGAGCAGCUGAGAGAGUUGGAUAAGAAAAGAAAAACAGAGAUGCAACAAAUGGCAACAAAAUUAACUGAAGCUUACAGUCAGGCCAAGUCUGGGCAGAAGCAGCCAGCAGAAGCACAUUAUCUGCAAACUGGUGUACAAAUGGAGCAAGAUGCACAGAAUGUGUUACCAUGUUGUGUGCUGGCAUCUGGGCCUGGUGACAAUUUCUCAGCUGAGGUUGAAAUGAUGACACAGUUCUUAUUGAAGGCCAUAAAGGAGAAACAAGACAUCAUAGAGUCCUUCGAGACCAAGCUUGCUGCAGUUACACAAGAAAUGAAAAUUAAGGAUGCUCACACAAUGAAGCUAGAAGAAGAGAUAUGUGAAUUACACAAUUGUCUGAAGGUGCUCCAAAGCCAGCAGGUGAAGGAAGCAGGAGGAACAAUCCAACAAGCCAACAGAGGGAUUGAUAAUGAGGUUUCAGAUUUAGUUAAAAGCAUUGAAUCUAAAAUGCAGAAUAUGUUGUUGUGCGAAGUACAGGAGAAAAAUCGAGAAAUUGAAAGGUUAAAUGCAGAACUUCGCAAACGUACAACAAAUCUCCAGGAACUGGUAAACAAGGAAUUGUGGGAUAAAAAUAGAGAGAUCGAAAAACUUCAAGAUCGUUUAAAUAUAAUGUGUGAAAGAAAAGAUUUGCAAAUUAAGACUGUAAAUCAACAGCUAACUACUAAGGAGUUACAGUUAAAGGCACUGCAAGAGAAAGUCGUAGAGUUUCUUACAAAGGCUGGUAUUCCUACAGCUCUGGUCUUUAAAGAACUUCAGUUAAUUAAUUUUACGCAGACUGAAGGUAACAACAUCUCUGAUGUUACGAAGGACAAAGCCAGACAUUUACAUGUGUUGUCAUCUGCUUGUGUUGAUGUAAAUCCAAACUUACAGUCUAACUUGUUGGCAACAAUGGAAGAAAAUAAGUAUUUGUCACAGAAAGUGGAAGAGUUGCAAGAACGAAUCCGGAACACUCCUGAAAGAGAUACUGAAAGCAGAAUUGUGCAGAAUUUGCGUGCAGAGUGUUUGAGGCUCAAAGAAGAACUGGAAAUUGCUGAGAAGAGAUGUAGAGAUGCAAGGGAAGGAAUUACAAUACUGACCCGUCGCUUAGAAGAACUUGCACUGUUUCUAAGUUCACUAUUACAAAAUCGAGAACUUCUGCGUGGUCUCAGCAUUCAACGACACCGUGUACUAAAACAAGCUGUGGAAAACAGCAUUGAAUUAUCAAGGCGAUUGUCUUUAUCUUUUGCUUCAUUUCAUUCAGGGAAUGACAGUGCAAGUUUUAUGCAGACAACUACACUAUCUGAUAUAAUGUCUCUCAGUAGUCUGUCAGAAUUUUUGAAGGAAAAAGUUAGUCCAGGUGAUACUACUAAUGAUGUUUGCAAUAUUGCUACUGAUAUACCUAAUGAAUUUGAUUUGAAGUGCCCCUCUAUAUCACCAUACAAUAAACCCAUAACUGGAACUGCUGACAACGAAUUGCAACAAAACUGCACAAAAGAACUUACUGCAACUGACCUUAUCACAUUUACUCCACCAGUGUCAAAAAGUGCUGAAAAUGCUAAUGAGGCAUCUCUUUCAUCAAUGACAUUUUACAACAGCUGCCAUACUACAGUUUAUCCCCAGCCGGGAAGUUUAGGAACAAAUGGUGAAAAUGCACAGUCUCUGUCAGAUAGUGCUAAACUGUCUGGUGGAGAACAGGUAUUUCAGCACGUCAGUAAUAGUCAGUGUCAGACUGCAAAAUCACCACCCCUUAUAUCAUUUUCACCAGCUUGUGAGGAUACAGUGAAUAAAGGUAAGAUGUUAUUAGAUAAAAGCUUGGCACAUUCUGAUUUUCAAAGAGAGAACAUGAUUCAGAAAGAGUGUGGUUCUUGCAUAAAAGUUGUUUCAGAAAAUAAAAACCAGUAUCUGUCAGAUUCUGAAGCAUGGUCUGAACCAGACAGAAAUGUAUCUAUGGAGAGAAUUGGGCUUCAAGAUGAACACAGCAAAGCCCUUUGCGUCAGUGGUUCUAAUACACUGAGAGCAAGAAAUUCACGAAUUCAGGAGUCUGAUAAUUCGUCAGAGGCUUCAGAAGAUACUGCACAAGAAGAUGUAAGGAUGCCAGUUAAUCGAAGAAUUCGGUAUGAAUCUGGUGAACUGAAACGACUGCAAAAUAGGCUUUGUGCAUUAGAGCUAAUGAAUGAUGCCCUGAAAAAUGAGCUAGAAAUACUCCACCAACUGAAGGGGCAACUAGGUGAUGCAAAAGAUCAUAGUGUUACCUCUUUCCAGUCAUCACAGUGUCAUGAAUGUAAAAAAUCAACAAAUUUUGAGGGCCACAAGGCUGAUGAAAGAUCAGUUACUAUUUCAGUUUGCUUGUUAGAACAGAUAAGAAAUCAGAGAGAGAAGCUAGAAUCAUCACUUGUGCACAAUGACUUAAUUCGUAAGCAGCUUGAAACAGUUGUUUUAAAUUUACCUGUUCCGGAGGUGGACAAUGCACACAGUUUAUGGCAGAAGCUUAAGGAAGCAAGUGAAGACUUAGAUCUAGCUCAAAAUAAAGUUCAUCAGUUAGAAAAAGAGCUAAUAACUGCAAGACUACAGUUAGAAGAAAGCCAGAACAAGAUAAAAAUAUUGGAAACAAAUGGCAAAGCUCUACAGGCAACUGAUUUGGAAAAGCAGAUUUGCACUCUUCGUGCUACAAUUCAAGAGAAAGACAAUGAAAUACUAGAAAGACAGUGCUUGGUUCUAGAGCUUGAGAACAAGGCAAAAGAACGAAGUAUAGAGAAUGAGAAGAAAUUACAUUUUGAUAAGAUGGCUCGAGAAGAGUUAGAAAGAAAGCUUGCAGAUGCUCAAGAUAUGAGAGGAAAGUAUGAGAGAAAGGUCUCUGAAUUAGAACAGAAAGUAAAAGAUGCUGAAUCAAAGCACGAAGAAGUAAAAACCAAUUUAGUGAAAGUGACAGCAAAACUAGAACAAGAAUUACUCAUUUCAAAUGAGAAAAGAAAUGAAGCAGAGUCAGAGUUACAUGAAGUGAGUAUGAAGCUGCAUAACACUGAGAUGAAAAUUAUGGACCUGGUGGGUCAGAUUCAAGCUGCGAAUGAAGAAAAUAAGAAAAAGGAGAGUGAGUUGGAAGAAGCUUCAAUCAGAAUUAAAGAUAUUGAGCUUGCUGCGAGUUCUAAACUUGGUGAACUUGAGAAACAAUUUCAGGAGAAAGAGUGGGUGUUGAAAACAGAAUUAGAGAGAAAAUCUGAAGAGUUUGAAAAGCAAAAAUUAUUUGGUGAAAAGCUGCAGAGGAGAGUUAAGGAACUAGAAGACAGAGAAUGUGCUUUAAAGCAAGAAGCUGAUAUGAAAGUUACAGAGCUUGACAAAAAACUUAAGGAAUCUGAAAUAUGCUCAAGAGAAAAAGUAAGGGAAAUGGAGAAACUAUUGAAAGAGAAAGAAAAUGAAUUGCAUCGUCAGUUAGAUGAAGCAGCUGUUGCAGCAUCAAGCCUUACUUUAGAAAGAACAAAGCUAGUUAACGAAAAGUUGCGUUUGGAACAAGAUGUACGCCGCCUUGACCUAAGGUUAACUGAUGUUGAAAAAAAUAGCCAAGAAAAAGAGAAACAACUUCAGGCAGCUAACUAUCAGUUAGAAGCAAAGGUGAAGAAACUGCAAGAAGAAAAGGAUGCUUUACAAAAAUCUGUCCAAGAAUUAGAAUUUGCAAACUCUGAACUUGAGAAAAAUCUUGCUAAAAUUAAUGAGAGAAAUCAACAAGUGGCACUCAGUGUGAGAAGUGGACAUACAUCUGGAGUGCAAGAAAAAAGUAUAGGGCAUAAAGUGGACUUUAUAUCUCCAUCUAGUUUGUCAUCUGGAUUUGAUGUGUUCAGUGGUGAAAGUGGCUCGCUUCCAACCAGUCUCUGGUCUGUGCCGUCCCGAUUCUUUGACAGUAUGAAGAAUAGCACAAACAAUAGUGGCAUGCAACAUGUACUUGCUAGACAGUAUAGUGAUUUGUCUGAUGGCAUGUCGGAAGAACUUGCAUCAGAUGAGUAUAGAGGAAUGGUGCCUAGAGUAGGCAGGCAAUUAUCUGCCCCGUGUGAACAACAAUUGGAUUCUUUUGAAACGAGAAAUACUGCAACUUCACCUGAUUUAGGAAUUGAAAGUGAUCAAGGCCGAUUGUCGAGCCUUGAGGCUGCUCCUGCACAGACACCUUUGCUACAUUUGGAAAGGACACAGCAUCUGGAAAAUCAGGAUGGGAUAUUUCAAAAUAAUUCUGCUCUUGUUCCUACUUCAAAGAAUGAAUGUAAUGACCUGAUGCUGCUCAGGCAAGAAAAUACAGAACUGAAGAGACGCCUCAUUCAAACUCGUAAAGCUUUAGAGAAAACAGUUGAACAACUUGUAAGUGCAAAUCAGAGAAAGAAACAGGUUGAAAAAGCUAUAUGUAAGCAGCUGUACAAAACACACACCAUACUCAAGCAAUCAAGGGUUAAUUUGCAAAGUGAAACAACAGAAGGUUCAUGUACAGAAGAAUAUGAGUAACUUCGCAGAGUGUUUACAAAUUAUUGAGUGUAUAUAGUUAAGAAAUUCUAAAAUUUCUUUCAAGAUGAAUUCAUACCCAAAAAUUUGGUGUAUGGCUCAGGGUAAUUUAUUUGUUGCUGUGAAGCUAACUUAGUGCCAGUGAUAGAAACAGAUGCAGUGAAAUGGCUGACAAUGCAUGAUUAACAGUGACAUUUGACUUUGUGAAAUAUAUUUUUCUUGUAAAAUGUUUUUCAGGAUGUUUGAAAUAGUGGUUAAUGUGACUUCACGUUUUCAUCAGUUUGUCCUUGUCUUGACAAAUGCUUUAUACUGCCAAAAAAUAAAGUAUGAGGUAUUGAUACCAUGCCAGUGGAUAAAUACAUGACCAUUUUCAAAACAAAUAUUUUUAAUAUUCUUGAUAUGUCUGUUAUUUGUACCUGUUGUAAAGUAAUUCAUUUCACACAUUGUGUGAAGCUGUUUCUUAAUGUUUGUACAUAUUGUACUAUACAUUUUCCUUUUUUUAACAAAAUAAAUAUUUAUCUUCCGAA